AUGGCGGACGCUGCCUAUGCCGUUCUUUCCAAAAAUAGCCGUAAUUUUACCGGUAACUUCACUAUCGAUGAAGAAGUCUUGCGAGAAGAAGGUGUAGUGGACUUCAAGAAAUAUGCCGUUGACCCUGAUGCACCGCUUAUGGCUGACUUCUUCAUUCCAAACAUUGAAAACUACCCAAACACUUUCGGGCAAACUCCUGAGCGCCGGAAAAGUAUCAACAUGCUGAAAAAAGCAGCAGUUGAGGAGGACAUUACUAAAACUCUAGAGACCAUGAAGAAAAUGGUUUCAAAGGAAAUUGUUGAUAAGAUGUCGGGCGUUUUUGAGUUUACAUUAACAGGAGAAAAGGGUAGGAAAAUCACGCUUGAUCUGAAAAAUGGCGAUGGAUCCGUCUCGGAGAGCGGAUGUGAUGAUGCUGAUGUCAAGUUCACCCUCGCCGAUACGGAUUUUGCGCCAAUGUUCUCCGGUAAACUAACUCCUACCAAUGCUUUCAUGGCCAAGAAACUGCAGAUCAAAGGCGAUAUGAUG
This is a messenger RNA of Cylicostephanus goldi, 525 nucleotides long. The record is from the annotation of a GenBank genome assembly. NCBI's taxonomy places the organism in Eukaryota, Metazoa, Nematoda, Chromadorea, Rhabditida, Strongylidae.